AUGGGAUAAUAAAUAUCAAAGUUAUGCUAAUAUUUUAGAAGUAAAGACUCUAAAGUUUAUCAACAAAAAGACUCUGGAUCAAUCUCAUAAAAUAAAUCAAAGAUAAUUGUAUAAAACAAUUCUGAUGACUAUGACUCAGAAUAUGAAUAACAUAUACAUCAUAUUCCAAAGUCUUAAAAAAUUAAAUGGAAAAAAGGAUAAUUGAUUGGAUAAGGCUCGUUUGGAAGAGUAUAUCAAUGUAUGGAUAUCAAUUCUGGGAGAAUUUUAGCUGUAAAACAAAUUGAAUUAGGUUAUGUAGAUAAAGAAAGUUUGCAAUCGUUUCAUUAAGAAAUCUUAAUACUUAGUUAACUUAAACACAAAAAUAUUGUUGAAUAUUAUGGUUGUGAAGAAGACAAUCAAAAUUUGAAUAUUCUACUAGAAUUCGUUGGAGGUAUACUUAUUUUAUAAUCUAUUUUCUAGGUGGUUCCAUUGCUCAAAUGAUGCGUAAAUUCAAAUCUAAACUUUCUGAAUCAAUUAUAUAGAAAUAUGUUACUGAUAUUCUUCAAGGUUUAGUUUAUUUACACCAUAAAGGAAUCAUACAUAGAGAUAUUAAAGGUGCUAAUAUUAUUGUGGAUACAAAAGGUGUAUGUAAACUGGCAGAUUUUGGUUGUAGUAUCAUUGGAAAAAGUUCAUAUUCUUUAAAAGGUACUCCGAAUUGGAUGGCUCCAGAAGUAAUUAAUUAAUAAGAGACUGGAAGAUAUUCUGAUAUUUGGAGUCUAGGUUGUACUAUUAUAGAAAUGCUAACAAGUGAACCACCAUGGGGAUAAUUCUAAUCUCCUAUGCAAGCUUUAUUAACCAUAUCUUCUAAAUAAUGUUCUCCUUCAAUUCCUCAAAAUACUUCUGAUCAACUUAAAGAUUUUUUAAAUAAAUGUCUUUAAUUUGAUCAUAAGAAACGUUGGCAAGCUCGAAAAUUAUUAAAACAUCCUUUUAUAAUAAAUUAUAAGAAAAGACCUUCUAAAGGCGAAUAAUUUUUAUAGCUAGAUAGAACUUUCGAAGAAAAGAAUGACUUUAAUUUAUAUGUUGCUCCUCGCAUCAUUAAUGUACCAAAAGAACUAGAAUAAUUAGAUAAAGAAUAGAAUCCUAUGUUUUAAUCAAUUUAAUCUUCUGGACUUCAUGAUGAAAACCAAGAUCUUAAAUUUUGA
Molecule: messenger RNA, 1181 nt
Organism: Paramecium sonneborni
Lineage: Eukaryota; Ciliophora; Oligohymenophorea; Peniculida; Parameciidae
Source: the annotation of a GenBank genome assembly